Molecule: messenger RNA, 3728 nt
Organism: Drosophila ficusphila
Lineage: Eukaryota; Metazoa; Arthropoda; Insecta; Diptera; Drosophilidae
Gene: Pcif1
Product: mRNA (2'-O-methyladenosine-N(6)-)-methyltransferase
Exons: 5
Coding region: 194-2980 (928 amino acids)
Cellular component (GO): nucleus
Molecular function (GO): RNA polymerase II C-terminal domain binding; mRNA (2'-O-methyladenosine-N6-)-methyltransferase activity
Source: RefSeq, a predicted model, not a curated record
CUAUCGAUGCAAUGCCAUCUCUAUCCGACUGCCUUGAGUUUCGUCGCUGAAAAAGAAUUUCAGAAGAACUUAUUUAUAAAUUUCGAUAGAAAAUCGCGGGAAUAUUUACGUCCAGAGCACGCCCAAAUGUUUGCAAACACAAAGCGCGUGCUUAUCAGACUAGGAUAGUUGAAACUAGAAAUAUUCCCGCAGCAUGGCAGCUAACAACAGCAGCAACAUACACAACCUGGUCGGUGGAACAGGUGCGGGAGGCAUGACGUCCUCCGUGAUUGCGUCGACGGGAACGCCAGGAAUGGGAUCCUCGCCAGCGCCUGUGGCCUCUAGUUCCUCUGCCUCCACCUCGUCCGCCUCCUCCGCCGCGCAGAGUGCCUGGGAUCAGCUAACGGCGAGUGCCUCCAACAACAUGGCUCCAUCACCGACUGCCGGAGCUCCCACGGUAACGGGACCUAUAUUACCGGAUAAUCAGGGCAGUGGAGCGGGCAGCUCACCGGUGGCCAGCUGCUCAUCUCCCUCAACGCCAACGAAGUCGCAUGCACCGUCGCCGCUAGAGAGCAUGGCGCACACGCCGCAGGGACCACCAACUUUGGGACCCGGUGGAUACGGCGAGGAGCUCACCGCCGAGCUGGUCAACCAAGGAUGGCGCAAGUUUUGGUCGAAAAGGGAGAACCGACCGUAUUAUUGGAACAAGGUCACCGGAGAAUCGCUGUGGGAAAUGCCCGGCACUAGACCAUUUGAUCCGCUAACCGAUCCCUUGGGCAUAUGCCAUGCGGGCGGACCCACGCCCAUGACGCCCAAUUUGCACCAGCAGCCACAGCAUCAGCACCACCAUCAUCACCUGAAGCGUCGGCCGUCGGAUGAUAUGCACAUCCACCCGAAUCAGCAGCACCAUGUAGGCGGUGGCCCGCCAAUGAAGAAGUUUGUGCUGGCCGGUCCCUGGGAUCUAGAGGUGUGCACCAAUGCAGUGAUUGUGGAACGUCCGCCCACCCUUCUGCCGCAACCGCAUCCAGAAGUAGAGGCACUACGUGCGGCCUUCACAAUGAAGCUGCUGAAAACCUACGAGGAUCUGUGCAUGCGCAGGGAGAAUAUCAAGGCCCCCAGGGAUUCCUUUAAUCGCUGGCUGAUGGAGCGCAAGGUCAUAGACACCGGUUGCGAUCCGCUGUUGCCUAGCAGUUGCCUGCCAGAAAUCUCUAGCUCCAUGUACCGCGAGAUCAUGUCGGAUAUACCCAUAAAGAUCGUAAAGCCCAAGUUUACUGGCGAUGCCAGAAAGCAGCUUUCCCGCUACGCAGAGGCAGCGAAGCAGAUCAUUGAAUCCCGAUCGGCGCCGGCUGAAUCCAAGAAGGUUGUCAAGUGGAAUGUGGAGGACACGUUCCAGUGGCUAAGACGCACUGUGGGCGCCAGCUACGAGGAUUUCCAGGAUCGUCUGGCCCACUUAAAGCGCCAGUGUGAACCGCACUUGGUGGAGACUGUCAAGAGUUCGGUGGAAACCUUGUGUGUCAAGAUCUAUCAUUUGUCGGCGGAUCAUGCUCGGAAGAUACGGGAGCGGCACUUGCAGCUCCUCAAGGAGCACGGAAUACCGGAACCGACGCCACCUCCACCACCGCCGCACUUAAAAAAAGUGUGGUGCUAUCCCAUACAGUUUGCCGUCCCAUCGCCACGGAUGCCGACGAUUGAGUACUUGCAGGAUCGCGACCACAUGAUCAUAAAGUACACGCCCGCCACAAUCAAUCAGCCGGAUGCGCAGUAUAUCAACCUCACCUAUCUACAGAAACUGGAGCAGCUGUACCGCCACAAUUGUUUCGAUGACAAAAAGUUCGAUCUGUUCAUCGGGCGGGUGUGGUGUCUGCUCAAGCGGUACCAGACCUUCCUGGGCAAUGCUCUGAAUUCCUCCCAAGAGGCCGAGCUUACCCAGGCGGCGUUGCCCGUGCCAGUGUUCGAGUGUCUCCAUCGGCACUUCGGCGUAAGCUUUGAGUGCUUCGCCUCACCAUUCAAUUCCUAUUUCCGGCAGUACUGCUCUGCGUUCGCCGAUACGGAUGCUUACUUUGGUUCCAGGGGUCCCUUUCUGGACUUCAAGCCCGUUUCCGGAUCCUUCCAAGUGAAUCCCCCUCAUUGCGAGGAGUUGAUCGAAGCCUCAUUGCUGCACAUCGACAAACUGCUCACCGAUACCAUGGAACCACUUAGCUUUAUUGUAUUUCUGCCGGAGUGGAAGAGUAUAUCCAAGCUGGACGAUAGCAUGUACAAGCGUCGCUCUAUGGUGGUUUUAGGCAUGGCCCACGAGUACAGGCACGGCUAUCAGCAUAUGCUGCAAAAGUCCGAUGUGCUGAUCAAGUGCAUGCAGGGCACCCAGGUGGUGUGGCUGCAAAAUAGCGCCGGAUACGCUCGAUGGGGACCCAACGAGAUACGCGUAGAAGCCCUGCGCGAAGCCUUUAGGCCGCAACGAGAUCGAGAGCGUGAGCGAGCGGCAGCGGCGGCGGCAGCAGCUGGAGUGACAACCAGUCAGCAAUCGCCAGCGACGCCGCCAUCCGCCUCAUCAUCGGCACCAACAACCAUAUCCAGUGCGAACAGUGGAUCCAACAGCAACACAUCCGCCACAGCCGUUACAACGAGUGCCAGCAGCAGUCCAUCGCCGGCGGCCACUUCAUCCUCGAUGUCGCCAUUGUCGCCGCACACGCCCACCGGGAAUCCGCCGCCUCAGUUCCCGAUGACGAUCAGUAACACUAGCAGCAGUAGCAAUCUGGUGGCCGCUUCGCCCACGAUGAGUGUGCAAAGCGAUUGCUCAUCGCCUUCUUCUUCAACUAUGUCCCUGUCACCGGCACCGGCAUCGGGAGGAUAUCCGGAUGGAGGGACAUCCGCCACAGCGGCCGCGGUAAGCAUUACGGCCACGGCGAGUACAUCGACGGCUGGAGCCGGAUCUGCAUUUGGCCAGGCCAAUAGCAUCAGUAGUUCCGCCUCCACCCAAGCGGUAAUCAAUUCAGCCGUCUAGAGGGCAUCCUUUCUGGGAUCCCGCAAUCCAUACUUGGUUAUCUUUUGUCCACGCUAUCAGUGCACUUUCUUUUAGCAUAAAUUAGGGAUACAUUUUUGAGCAGGAGGCAAACCAAUUGGGGUUAAUGUCACACCACUGGCCAUCGGUUACCGGUGCCAAGCCGAUUUUAAAUAAUUUCUAAUCAAUCAAGCGAAAUUGAUUUAAUUUUAUUAAUUCCAAUUAAAACAAGGCUUUAAAAUUUAAUAUAUUGUUAAAAAUAUUUUCUAUUUGUUGUCAAAAAUUUGUCAUCAAAUUUCCACACUGUUCGGUCUUUGGCAGCUGGUAAUGCCCCAAUCGAAAGAUAUGAUUAAUUGUAAAUAUGUUAUAUUUAAUUUGUAAUAGCUGAUAAAUCCCGGCCUGGCCGCUGUUUAUCUUAUGUAUCGAGUAUACCCAACAAACAAGGGCUUAGCUCCCCAAGAACCACAUCGCUACCCGUUCUCAGUAUGCAGUCUGCUAAAAACUACAAAAUGAGUUGCAGAUCGAAAUAAAACUAACUCUGUUUCCAGUGUUGCGCUGAUCAACUCUUUUAAGUAGAUGCAGUUUAUGCAAUUGGAGUAAUAGAUUUAAAUAUAUCUGAUUUUGUUGUUUCUAGCGCGCUGCAUACUAAGGAUAAGUUAGAGAAUGGUUCCCUAGCCUUGUUUUUUCGUAUAUUCCGCAAUGGUUUUCCAUUCACAAAACAAAGCAUACAAUAAAAACCCAUUUAAACGAA